CCACCACCAUCAUCAUCAUCAUCAUCAUCAUCGUCAGAAUCAUUCGGCUUUCUGCUGCAUGCCUGUCUCACUCACUGUCACUAGCUGUCUUCAUUAAUGCCUCAGUUCUCUCCGGGUGACUGAACACAGCAUACAGGGGAAACAUAGACAGUACCAGAUGAUGUCUCAGAAGAAGAUUUUCCUGCUUCUGGUGGCAAUUAGUACAGUCAGUUUGCUGUUGCAUCACGGAGGUCAUCUCAGUUGGACCUUGGAAGUAUUUCGACUGAACUGUCCAUCCAAAAAUUCUGAAACCAAUGUAAAACACACCAACGUGCUUUUCCUCAAGACACACAAGACAGCCAGCACUACUGUGCAAAACAUAUUCUUCCGCUUUGCCGAGCGCAACAACCUCACCGUGGCGCUGCCAGUCACCCCAUGUGACCACCAGUUCUGCUACCCGCGUAUUUUCAGCAGUCACUUCGUUCACCCCCACACCAUGCCGCCAAACAUUGUGACCAGCCACAUGCGCUUCAGUCGCUCUGAGUUGAGACGCAUGAUGCCCAGUGACACCAUCUACAUCACCAUCAUGCGUGAGCCUGGUGCCAUGUUUGAGUCUCUGUUCAGCUACUAUAAUCAGUACUGUGACACUUUUAAACGAGUCCCCAAUGGUUCUCUAGAUACUUUUCUGGAUAAGCCCUGGGAAUACUACCGCCCUGAUGAGAAAGAUUCAAUGUAUGCAAGGAAUACGCUGACCUUUGAUCUGGGCGGUGAUAAGGAUCGAUCUUCCGCAGAUGUGGAGAGUUACGCAAAACGAUUUGCUGCAGAAAUGGGUAAUGUCUUCUCACUGGUUAUGAUUGCAGAAUAUUUUGAUGAAUCACUAGUCCUGUUGCGGCAUCUGUUAUCAUGGGACCUAGAGGACGUGCUCUACAUAAAGCAAAACAUGCGCAUGCCUUUGUCUAAAAACAACCUAUCUGAAGCGCAACUGGUCAAAAUCCGGCAAUGGAAUGCCAUUGAUGCUGUGCUGUAUGACUACUUUAACGCCUCACUUUGGAGGCAGCUAAAAGAAUUUGGACUAGCUUGUGUUGCUAGGGAAGUAAAGCUGCUGCGACGUGCCCAAGAACAGAUGGUACGCGGCUGCUUUGGAGGCAAAUUGCCUCAGUUGCGUGGCGCUAAAGAGAUCACCAACAAAGAAUUGCGGCCCUGGCAGCCCAGCUCCAAGGUGACUAUUGCUGGUUAUGAGUUACCUAUCAAUGCAACACAGGAGUCUGGCAUGUCACAGGACAUGUGCCUGAAAAUGGUCAUGCCUGAAUUGCCAUAUACAAAGCGACUGCUAUACUUGCACAUGCAGCGUUACAGAAACAGGUACUUUUUAAAUGCAAUGCAACGUAAUGCGAUGAAAUUUAAUAACCAGGACCAAAAAGGCUUCAAUUUACAUCAUUCAGUCACACUGGGGAGGGGCACCAAAAAAGCUGCACAGUUCUCCAACCAGCCACGUCAAAAUUAGCCCUGAGGUUUUUUUCUUUCUUCUUGUGAUCCAUACUACAGGGAAAGAUCUAUGAAAAACAGUGAAGGUCCAAGAUUAUACCAGCCAUCUAGAACUCCCUCCUCAGGACCUGCUUAUCUGUGCCAUUUCAGUGUAUGGCUUAAAGAAUUUGCUAGCAGGAUCUGUGAAUUUCAUAAUGACCAGAGUAUGUGUACUGUAUGUGUGAUGCUUUUUCUUAACUGUGGGAUGUGACUGUAUGAAUACAGCCUUCUCUGGUGUAAACAUACGCAUAUAUACAUACAUAUACAACACAAACAUACAGUACAUUUUGUCUCUGCAAACACAUAGCCUUCGGACAGAUUUUUUUUGUAUUUGGCAGUAAUGUGUGCAAACGGAGCACUUGUACCGUUAAUGAGACAGCUAGAAGAUUUAACAGGUAUUAGCCUGAGUUUGUUAUUUUGUGUUCCAACUUUGAAUACAAAUGGCUUUGCUAAACUUUGGUUCCUGCUGAGUUACACCACAAAAGACAGACAUGUGUCCUGUCUAGGCAACAAUGCCUAAAUGCUAGGACAGGAAAUGUGGCAUACUCAAUUGACAGGCACUAUGAUUAACUUCCCUGUCUUGUUUGGUUGGACAUUUUGGUCAUUUCUUUUUUUUCUCCAGUGUAAAGAAUCUGGGGCAUUACAAAGACAGUGUUUUAUUUCCUUUUGAGUAUAUUAUUUUAUUACUUUAUCAAAGCAGGCAGAAAGAAAGAGCAUUUUGACGUAGAGUCACUGGUCGUAUCUUUUUGAAAGGGCUACUAUGGGGAGAUGUCUUUAAAAUCAUUGAUUUCACCCACAAUGGUUUGCAGACGUUGAUGAGGCAACCCUCUAAGAGAUGUGCAAUCAUUCAAAUAUUUCAGUUUUCUUCAGUUUUUUUCCCCCUAAAUUCUCUGGAGUUAGACCACCCUGCAUCUAUGGACCGUUGCACGAACAUGCUGAUUAGCAAAGACAAGAGGCAGAAAGAAUUGAUGAGGAAUUGGGGCGAAAAAAAGGCUAAGACAGAUAAGAAAAUGGACUGUCAUGCUACUGUGUAAGACAUUUUUAUUGUAGUUUUAGGAAGCAAUUUGCAGUAACACAGUGACCUUGAAUUUUUCUCAUGACAGGGAGCAGAGUGUAACAGGCACUGUGCUUGCACACUGUUGUAAAAUUACUUACUGUAUAAGGCUUACCUUCUUAUCUGCUGACAGUCCUAUUGUGAAAGCUGUCCUUAUGGAAAAAAACAUCAAGGUGUAAUUUAUAAAUUAUAUUUAAUUAAACAGUUAUUUAAAAUGCUUCAAAUAUUUUGUCAUAAUACUGGUACAUGAUUGGAAUGUAUUCAGGCUUAUUUUUAUGUAAUAGGAACUGGGGAAAAAACAUGCGUGUG
Clarias gariepinus (North African catfish) is the source of this 2866-nucleotide messenger RNA. It is a transcript of the gene gal3st3, whose product is annotated as galactose-3-O-sulfotransferase 3. The transcript has 3 exons. The coding region runs from base 158 to 1483 and encodes 441 amino acids. NCBI's taxonomy places the organism in Eukaryota, Metazoa, Chordata, Actinopteri, Siluriformes, Clariidae. Gene Ontology annotation, molecular function: galactosylceramide sulfotransferase activity. Gene Ontology annotation, biological process: glycolipid biosynthetic process. Gene Ontology annotation, cellular component: membrane. The record is from RefSeq and is a predicted model, not a curated record.